Knipowitschia caucasica is the source of this 264-nucleotide messenger RNA. The record is from the annotation of a GenBank genome assembly. Lineage: Eukaryota; Metazoa; Chordata; Actinopteri; Gobiiformes; Gobiidae.
AUGUGCGUCCGACAGAUAAACAGUGACGUCACAGACACAGGCUUGGAUCCAGAGCGUGGGGAGCGGAGCGCGCACAGCAGGACGCACGGCGCGCAUCGUAUACUUUUUACUGCUUCCACUGAACGAACAAACUUACCACGGAACACACAAAAACCGCGCUGGUGGAUUAUAAGGUGUCUGGAAAAGCCAUCGCGCUCCCUGUGGAUUCGGUGCACGUCCGCCUCUCUCAGCCUGGAGCAUCUGCAUGAACGAGCCUGCAUGUAA